AUGCAGAUGAAUCGGGAGAAGCUUAUGAAGAUGGCCGGUGCGGUUCGCACCGGCGGAAAAGGAAGUGUGAGAAGGCAAAAGAAGGCCGUUCACAAGACAACUACCACAGAUGACAAAAGGCUUCAGAGCACCCUUAAGAGAAUAGGGGUGAAUGCUAUUCCAGCAAUUGAGGAAGUUAACAUAUUUAAGGAUGAUGUAGUUAUCCAGUUUAUAAAUCCCAAAGUUCAAGCCUCUAUUGCUGCAAACACAUGGGUUGUUAGUGGUUCUCCUCAAACAAAGAAAUUGCAGGAUAUUCUCCCUGGCAUUAUCAACCAAUUGGGGCCAGAUAACUUGGACAACUUGAGGAAGUUGGCUGAGCAGUUCCAGAAGCAGGCACCUGGUGCAGGUGCUGGUGCAGCCACAGCACAAGAUGACGAUGAUGAUGAUGUCCCAGAACUUGUGGCUGGAGAGACAUUUGAAGCUGCUGCGGAGGAGACGAAAACUACUUAGGAGUUUUGAGGGAUUUUGUGCUAUUUUAUAUAUUUUCUAUGUUUUUCAAGUUUUACUUUUGUUUUUCCAAUUAACUCUUUCAUGCGUUUUUUUUUUUCUGAUGCUUGUGAAAACUCUGGGAUAGAUGUUACUUCGAUGUAUCGGUUCAAAGAUCUUUACAAUAUUUCUGAUUGGUGGUUUUUUGUCUGAGCUA
Corylus avellana is the source of this 682-nucleotide messenger RNA. NCBI's taxonomy places the organism in Eukaryota, Viridiplantae, Streptophyta, Magnoliopsida, Fagales, Betulaceae. The record is from RefSeq and is a predicted model, not a curated record.